Molecule: messenger RNA, 275 nt
Organism: Staurois parvus
Lineage: Eukaryota; Metazoa; Chordata; Amphibia; Anura; Ranidae
Source: the annotation of a GenBank genome assembly
AGAGCUGCCUUUCAGUUCCACCUAUCAGUGCCAGUCAGUGCCGCCUAUCAGCGCCGCCAGUCAGUGCUGCCUAUCAGUGCCAAUCAAUGCUGCCUAUCAGUGCCCAUCAGUGCUGCUUAUAAGUGCCGCCUAUCAGUGCCGCCUAUCAGUGCCUGUCAGUGCCACCUAACAGUUCCAAUCAUCAGUGUCACCUAUCAGUGCCACCUAUCAGUGCCCAUCAAUGCCGCCUAUCAGUGCCAUAUAUGAGUGCUGCCUUUCAGUGCCCAUCAGUGAUG